Vollenhovia emeryi is the source of this 2394-nucleotide messenger RNA. RefSeq lists its product as uncharacterized. Gene Ontology annotation, molecular function: nucleic acid binding. NCBI's taxonomy places the organism in Eukaryota, Metazoa, Arthropoda, Insecta, Hymenoptera, Formicidae. The record is from RefSeq and is a predicted model, not a curated record. Bases 1 to 2394 code for a protein of 797 amino acids. Gene Ontology annotation, biological process: DNA integration. The transcript has a single exon.
AUGGAUCAAUUUCAAUUCUCCAGUCUCACACCUUUGGAUCCGCUAGAAACUAUCACAAAACGGAGCAUACUAUCAAAAAUCUCAUUAAUAUUUGAUCCACUCGGUCUGCUUGGUCCUGUCACGCUAACGGCAAAAAUCAUAAUGCAGGAUCUUUGGCGUCUUGGUUUAGAUUGGGAUGAAUCAAUUCCAUUGGAGCUGCAUACUAAGUGGAAACGCUAUGAAGUAGAAUUGCCCGAGCUGAGACAAAUCAACGUGCCUCGAAGGGUUAUUCCGUUUGAACGACACACGCGGCUAGAAAUCCACGGAUUUUCCGAUGCCAGUGAAUCUGGCUAUGGAGCAUGUAUCUAUUUACGUGCCACAUCCCUCGAUGGGAAUCAUUCAGUUCGUUUACUUUGCUCCAAGAAUCGAGUAGCACCAUUAAAGGCUAUUUCGAUUCCGCGUCUCGAACUAUGCGGUGCACUACUACUAGCACAGCUUGUCGACAAAACUUCAAAUUGCCUAUCAUGCAAGGCAGACUCCAUUCACCUAUGGACGGACUCAACAAUCGUAUUGGCCUGGUUGCAAUCGUGCAGUCGUACCUGGACCCCCUUCGUAGCCAAUCGCGUUGGGGAGAUACAACAACUAACCGUAAUACAAAAUUGGAAACACAUACGCAGUGACGACAAUCCCGCAGAUCCACUGUCAAGAGGAGUCAUGCCAGCUUCUUUGUCUCAGCUACAGAUUUGGUGGACAGGGCCUCCAUGGCUAACACUCGAUAAGGAAAAAUGGCCUCAGAAUAUGCUCGUCACCUCCAAUCAAAACGCGCCCGAAAGGAGAGCUAAAUGCAUCGCCGCUCUAGCAACCAAUGAUGAAGAAUUCAACAUCUUUAAUCGAUACUCAAGAUUUUCAAGACUAACUCGGAUCGUUGCAUAUAUCUUUCGAUUCUACAAGAAGGCAAGACGUACUGGAGAGUCUACUAGAAGUGUACAACAAUCUACUGCAUUUACACGAGCGAUUCAACCCAUAACCGCUGACGAAGUAAAUCAUGCCAUUCAAGUAAUGGUAAAGCUUGUGCAAAAGAAUCAUUUUUCAAAGGAAUUGCAUUCACUAUCUAAUCAAGAGGCCAUAUCUCGAAGCAGUUCCAUAUUAAAGUUAAAUCCAUUCAUUGAUGAGAUCGGAGUUCUCAGAGUUGGUGGAUGCCUUCAAGUUUCAGCGUUAUCACAAUCAGCAAAGCAUCCUGUACUAUUACCUGGACGACAUCCAUUGUCACGUCUUAUUAUAACGCAUGAACAUGAAAGACACUUACAUGCUGGCCCUCAAGCUACACUCGCUGCCGUUCGACAGAACUACUGGCUCAUUUCUGCGCGGGACAUUGAUCGACAGAUCACUCGAACUUGUACCGUUUGCUUUCGCAGUGCACCAAAACCGGCAUCAACAAUCAUGGGCAAUCUCCCCAAGGCACGAAUCAUUGCACCGUCAAGAGCGUUUGAAAGUUGCGGAGUAGACUAUGCCGGCCCCUUCUACCACAAGGAAGGAUCGAGAAGAAAUAGCAAGCUAAUAAAGUGCUACAUGGCAAUCUUUGUCUGCUUUGCAACGAAGGCCGUUCAUAUUGAGCUGGCUACGGACAUGACCUCAGAGGCAUUUUUAAACGUCUUCAAACGAUUCAUAUCCAGACGGGGAUAUCCAUCUCACAUAUACUCUGACAAUGGGUUAAAUUUUGUAGGUGCACAACGGGAAUUAAACGAGCUAGCUGCUCUAUUUGAGAAUCAAAAAUUCCAACAUGAUAUUGCGGGAUACAUGAGCAAUAAAAACAUACAAUGGCACUUUAUCACCCCUAGAGCGCCUCAUCAUGGAGGACUCUGGGAAGCCGCAGUCAAAAUGGCUAAGGUGCACAUAUUCCGAAUAACCAAGGAUACGCAUUUGAGAUACGAAGAACUACAAACAUUGCUUGUUCAAGUUGAAGCAAUCCUUAAUUCCAAACCACUCACGCCUAUGUCUUCUGAUCCUGCCGACAUCACACCUUUAACAGCCGGACAUUUUUUAAUAGGAGGACCUUUAACGUCUUAUCCCGAGCCAUCUUUGGAGAACAUCGCAAUCAAUCGUUUAUCGCGCUGGCAACAUGUGGAGCAGUUAAGGCAACAUUUUUGGCGACGCUGGUCAAGGGAAUACCUUCAUCAUUUUCAACAGCGCAAUAAAUGGCAAUCUAUUGACUCAUCAGUAUAUAAAGGACAAAUGGUGAUUUUAAAGGAGGACAACGCGCCACCGUUAUCUUGGCCCCUUGGGAGAAUAACAGAGAUACAUCCAGGUCCCGACGGAGUCGUCCGCACUGUUACAGUAAAAACAGCGAAAGGUUCUUAUAAACGCCCUAUCACACGUUUAUGCUUGCUUCCCUUCGACAAUGAGCCUCAGUCAUGA